AUGUCUCACACAACUAUGAGCUUCCAAAUGAAUCAGAUGGCAACGUCCCCAGCAGAAACUUGUGGCAGUACGCUCGCCGACCUUUAUGCAUGCCUAGCCAGAGUCAAUAAGCAGCUUGCAGGACUUCCAAAAGCCGUCCCACUGACCACCUCCAAAUUCGAGAAUGCCUGGGUCAGCAGAGAUCGCUCAGCAAAAGCACGACAAGAGGCCGCUUCGCGCAAGCGUGGACUAUUAGCAGAGCAAGGCUCGCUGAGGGCAGCCAUAGGAAGCAAAUCGAAGCGUGGUGUGCGAGAAUUGCAUGUCUUUGAUCUUCCCGAGGAAAUAAUCUGCCAGAUCUUUGAGCACCUACGGGGAUCGCCCUAUGUGGAGGAGGCGAGUGGUCUGGCCUGCUUGCGCCAUGCCAGCAAAGAUAUCAGGAAUGUUCGACUAACAUGCCGGCGCUUUUACGGGGCAAGCUCGCAUCUUCUCUUGAGCCUUAUCACGCUGGACCUAAGUGCAGCCUCGGCGUCGCGCAUUCGGGACAUAUCGCAGCAACCCCUCAUCCGCAGAGGUGUGCGUGGGGUCAAAGUGCAGAUGCAAUUCUAUGACGAAGGUCUAGCGCACAGUCUACGGGACUUUGCCAUUUAUAAUAUCGUCAAGCUACGACAAGAGAUUCGGAGGCUGGAAGGCUUAUCCGAAUGGAACAACAACGAAAAGGAUAUCAAAAAGGCCAACCUGAUUGUGAACUCAUGGUUGGCACUAGUCGAGAACCCCCUUCAGCCAGCUCAUGCAAUGGACGAGAGGCACCUGCGCUACCAGAAUCUGUUGUUGGACGCCCACGAAGAAUACAAACUUCUCAGAAAGAAACAGUGCAACACUUUGGAAGAUGGAAGCUUUAUCAAGGCAGUCGGCCAGGCCUUGAGCCGCAUGCCUCAAGUGAAAGGACUUCAGCUAUGCGGAGGCAAUUGGUUUGACAAUGUGCGCAUAAGAUUUGGUGUUCUCAAGAGCGACCAUAUCCUUCGCCAAGCUCUUUUACUGCCCAUGACCUGCCAUGAGAUGGAUUUCCAGCCCAUACAAACCCUCAAUGCUUGGGGCCAACUGUUCCACGAUCAGAGCAACGCUCAAACAAUCUCCAACAGCAUAUCGCGGCGUGUAGUAGGCAAGAGUCGACGUCAUGUUCAAAAAGUCAUGCUCAGUGACUUUGUUAUCUCGACAAGUCUUCUAGAGAACUUUCUCAACUGUCUGGGUGGUUCGCCACUGAAAGUGACAUUGAAAAACGUGGGCUUGAAAACGGGCACAUGGGAAGGGAUUUUGGACCUUUUACGGCAGCAUGAUUACUGCGUCUGGCGAAUCGAUGAACCUGUUGGUGCGGAGCUCAACUUGAUGGCAGUCGCAGAGAAGCGGCGUAUAUUCGGCAGUUCAAGAUCAAAGUCAUCCGAGGGGCUCAGUCUGGCAGAAUCUUACAUUGCUGGCGUACCGGGAUUUACCAACCCAUUCACAGUCGACACGGCGAGUGACGAAGAGUAG
Messenger RNA from Pestalotiopsis fici W106-1, 1506 nucleotides. RefSeq lists its product as uncharacterized. The coding region runs from base 1 to 1506 and encodes 501 amino acids. The record is from RefSeq and is a predicted model, not a curated record. NCBI's taxonomy places the organism in Eukaryota, Fungi, Ascomycota, Sordariomycetes, Amphisphaeriales, Sporocadaceae. The transcript has a single exon.